Emiliania huxleyi CCMP1516 is the source of this 2006-nucleotide messenger RNA. RefSeq lists its product as hypothetical. The transcript is spliced from 16 exons. NCBI's taxonomy places the organism in Eukaryota, Haptophyta, Isochrysidales, Noelaerhabdaceae. Bases 1 to 1776 code for a protein of 591 amino acids. Gene Ontology annotation, biological process: intracellular signal transduction; peptidyl-serine phosphorylation. Gene Ontology annotation, molecular function: ATP binding; protein serine/threonine kinase activity. The record is from RefSeq and is a predicted model, not a curated record.
AUGAGUGCUCAACUAGGCGAGCGGGGGGCGGCCCGCUCUGCGCGCGAGGCCGAGUCAGCGCUGGAGGCCUCUCUCUUCAGCGAGGCGCCGCCGCCGGCCGAGGCUCCGCCCGCGCUGUCGCGCGAGUCUGCCGCCGCGCAGCUGCUCCCGACCGGCUCGCCCGGCCGGACCUCCUCGUCGACCGACUUCAGCCCGCCCGGCUGCAGCGGGGCGAGCUCCUGCACCCUCCCCUCUGCGACCACCUCCGAGUCGGCCUCGAACUCGCCUGUGUCUGGCGACUCUCCUGCCGACGCGGGCAUGGCCGUGUGCCGCAUCUGCGAGCAGUCCUUCUCAAAGGCGGACCUGCCAAAGCACCUCGUCCUCUGCACCGCCAACCACUCCUGCCGCGACCGCCUCCGCCGCACCGACGCGGCGCUCAAGCAGUUUGUGUCGCGCGUGCAGCGGCGAAAGUCGCGCAUCGCGCAGACGAUGCGCGAGAUCGAGCUCCUCGUCUACCGGCUGAUUGUCAUCCAGGGCAAGCUGCGGGCCAACUUCGCCGGCCUCUCGGACGCCUCGUUUGCGGAGCUCGCGGACGCGCUCGUCUCGCAAAAGAUCGAAGUGUACUGGGACCUCCUCUCGCUGCAAGACCCUGCCGACGCCAAGAGCGGCACAAACACGACGCUGCUGAGCGAUUCGAUGCCGAAAGGAACUAGGACGUCCAUCCGAGACUUUACCCUCCAGAAGCUGGUCGGCCGCGGCGGCUUUGGCAACGUCUGGCUGGCCGAGCGCAAGCGGACGCGCGACCUGGUGGCGAUCAAGGUUCUCUCGCGCAAGGAGACCACGGUGCGGAUGAUGAACCGCGCAGUGCACCUCGAGAAGAACAUCCUGGCGCACGCCGACUCCCCGUACGUCAUCAAGCUCUUCUUCUCCUUCUCGACCGCCAACCACCUGUACAUGGCGAUGGAGUCCGCGCCCGACUGCUUCUCCCUGCUCUCCUCGCUGGGCUUCCUCGAGGAGGCGAUCGCGCGCUUCUUCCUCGGAGAGGCCCUGACCGACUUCGGGCUCUCCGCUGUCGACGACCCGCCCGCCUCUCCCACGGCGGCCGGCAAGGAGUCCCAAGGCGCCGGCGGCAGCAGCUUGCCGUCCAACAAGCACAACUCGCUCGAGGUUGGCACCGCCGACUACCUCGCGCCAGAGAUCCUGCGCCGCCAGUGGCACGACCAGCGGGUCGACUUUUGGGCGCUCGGCGUGGUCGCCUAUCACCUCCUCGCGGGUGAGACGCCCUUCGGCGACUCGACCGCCACAAAGAUCUACGCAAAGGUGCUCGUCGGCGAGUACGAGCGGCUCUCCCCCUCCGACGUGUCGCCCGAGGCGGUGGACUUGCUCUCGCAGCUGAUCGUCCUCGACCCGGACAAGCGGCUCGGGCAUGAGCAGGGCUGCGCCGACAUCUUCAGCCACCCCUUCUUCGCGCAGCUCGACCACUCCACGCCGCUCUGGCAGCAGUACUCCCCCUACACGCCGACGGCGAGCCAGGCCACUGACGGAGGCACCACCGCGGCCGACCAGCGCGAGAUGUCACUCCUCCUCGAGGACGUCGACGCGGCGGCGUCCGGGCCCGACCAGUCGCCGGGCAACCGCUCGCUCGGCUCGCUCGACGACUUCCAGACGGUCAACCUGCGGCAGAUUGCGCGGAUGCAGCUCAAGAACAUCGCAAACUCGGGCAACGGCCUCGCCAGCUCCGGCACGCGCGGGAGGCACUCGGCCCCCGCCUCGAGCGGCAGCAAGGAGGCGCCGUGAGGGCCGGGGCGAAGAAGCCGGAGACCGCGCUGCCACGGUUUUGCGCCAUGGCUGCUGAGCGUGCAAUACUGACCCCGGAGCACCAGCCUUCUUUGCCACAGAGAGAGGCAGUUUUGUGAGCAGCCUCAUCGUCAAGAACACUCCUUCGCACGCAUGCAUGUACACCUCAUUCUCGUCUCGUAUUCACACACAGUAUUUGGGUAUUUGCGUGAGAUUGUGUCUUGCCUUGG